This is a messenger RNA of Nezara viridula (southern green stink bug), 2248 nucleotides long. The record is from the annotation of a GenBank genome assembly. Lineage: Eukaryota; Metazoa; Arthropoda; Insecta; Hemiptera; Pentatomidae.
GGUAGUUGCUCUUUGGAAACCUUUUUAGGCGGUUAUCUCCUCGUGUUUUUGUUGUUGAACUUUCAAACUGUUCUCUAGUGAACAAUCUAUAUUACCUUAAUUUUCGAUGGCUGCAUCUAAAAAAGCUCAGUGGCAACCGGUAGAAAUUGACGUCGAAGGCGAUUUUGAAGGGCUGGCUGGUAUAGAAGAAAUAUCAGAUUAUAAUAUUGAAUCGUUUAGGACUAGUGCCCAGAAACAACCCAAAUCAGAACAACAUAAAAAGAAGAAAAAGAAAAAUGUGAAAGCUAAGAAUACUUUUGUAGAGAAAAUAAUUGAUCAGAAGGAAAUUGAGGAAACACAAUUUUAUCCAUGGAAUAAUAUAUAUGUUCCUGUGGAAGUCUCUAAAGCCUUGUUGGAAGAAGGUUUUAUGGAACCCACUGAGAUACAGAGGCUGACUAUACCUCCUGCCUUAAAAGGUAAGAGAGAUAUUCUUGGUGCUGCUGAAACUGGAAGCGGUAAAACAUUGGCCUUUGCUAUUCCUAUAAUUUAUGGAAUUAUGAAGAACUUAGAAUUAUCAUCAAAGGAAUCAGACAAAGAAAAUUGUGAAGAAACUAACAUUUCAAGAAAUAAGUUGUGGGCUUUGAUUUUGACUCCAACUAGAGAAUUGGCUAUACAAGUUAAGAACCACAUAGCUACAGCGAUCAAAUAUACUCCUUUAAAAGUUGCAGUAAUUGUUGGAGGAAUGUCUGCUGAGAAACAAAGCAGGCUUCUAAAAGGUGAACCACACAUUGUUGUUGCAACGCCAGGCCGUCUUUGGGAUCUCAUGAAUUCUAAUGAACCUCAUUUAGCUGAUAUAGAGAACAUAAGGUUUCUUGUCAUAGAUGAAACUGAUCGUAUGAUUGAGACGAACCACUUUCCAGAAUUGCGUUCUUUGCUGCUAAGAAUCAAUAAUGAUGAAGAUAAGAUGAAGCAACGCCAAAAUUUUGUGUUUUCAGCAACACUCAGCCUUGUUCAUCAACUACCUGAUUAUACAAAAAAACGAAAGCGAGGAAAGAAGAUUAAGAAAGACCCAACUUCUGAGAAAAAAUUGCAAGGAUUUAUUAAGCUUAUUGGUAUGACCAAUCCAAAAAUUGUAGAUAUCACGAAAAAAACAGGAAUGGCUACUGGUCUAACAGAGGCCAAAAUUCUUUCAGUUUUUGAGGAAAAGGAUUUUUAUCUUUAUUACUUAUUAUCAGUCUACCCUGGCCGUUCAUUGGUAUUUUGUAAUUCCAUAUCCUGUGUUCGACGAUUAGCUUCACUACUCACUGCUCUGGAUAUGAAGCCUCUUCCUCUUCAUGCCAACAUGCAACAAAGGCAACGUCUCAAAAAUCUUGACAGAUUUAAAUCAAACCCAAGAGCCUUAUUAUUAGCAACUGAUGUCGCAGCUCGUGGUCUUGAUAUCCCAUCUGUGGAACACGUUAUCCAUUAUCAAGUUCCCAGGACCUCUGAGACUUACAUUCACCGCAGUGGAAGGACAGCAAGGGCACAAAAAACUGGAUUAACUGUUCUUUUAAUCGAGACAAAUGAGGUACCUGUCUAUUCAAGGAUUUGCAGCACUCUCGGAAGAGAUAAAGAUGUACCUGAUUUCAAUGUCGAUUUAAACCUCCUGAAAAUGGCAAAGGAAAGAGUGAAGCUAGCACGCCAGAUAGAUAGUAUUAGCUUAAACCUAAAAAAGGAGAAAAGUAAAAUUGGCUGGAUUGAGAAGACUGCUCAGGAAAUGGAGCUUGUUUUAGACGAUGAUCAGUUACCUAAUAAAUCAGAUGAUUACGAAGUGGCAAAAAAACGAAAAGCAUUAGAUUUAGCCAAGAAGCAGUUAAAAGAACUUCUCAAUGUACCUAUGGCUUCCAAAUCAACUGGAUCAUUAGAAAGUAUAAAUAAUGUUAUCGUUCCUCAGAAAAAAAUCAAAAUUGUGAAAAAGAAAAGAAAGAUUGUGUAAAUAAAAUAUAUUUUAUUUAAUCUGUUUUUUUUUUAAUUGUUAUAUAUCUAAACCUACUUCAAUGUUGACACAUAUAUGAUUUUGAUUUGCAUUCCUUUUUAUCCUCUUGGUUUUACAAACUUUGUAGGUCUUCUCCCAUCUUACACAGUCUUCUGCCCCUUUAGGGUUAUUACUUUUCAGUUGCUUGUGGCUGUGGAGAAUCUUUGUUGAUUUGAUUUAUCCAUCUUAGUUCAGUCACCGAGCAACAUGAUUAUAAAGAGAAUUGGAUGGAACCCAACUCUUGACUUUAGGACU